CUGCAAACAACUUUAACAUGAAAUCGCGAGACUUGCAAAUAUCGCGAGUAGCAACACAGCUGGCAUCGAUUCCUUAAAGUCGGACUGUGACACCAUACCAUCGACCGAUGACUUCUUGAGCUCGACUCAUUGCCCGGUCCGCUCGUAAGCGUUUUGUGACAGCAGUCUCGUCGGCUCCCGUAUUAGAAUCUCCCACCAAAAAAAACAUCGAACAAGGGCCGAGGGCCCUAGUGUUGUGAACAAAGAUCUGCCAUCCUGCCACGUGGCAGAAACGCCAUUUGCCUCGAGUUUGCUUCCCAAAUCCCCCUCUCGAAAAUCAGCAAUUCUUUCAAAGUCGGUCAUGGUUGCACCCUCCAAUUCUUCGGCCGUGGCAGUUUAUUGUGCUGCGUCACUCGGGAAGCAGAAUGCUUUCCAGUUGGCUGCGCUAUCAUUGGGCCAUGCUCUGGCUGAGGCAAAAAGACCCCUUGUCUAUGGCGGUGGUAACAUGGGCCUCAUGGGCGUUGUAUCAGGUGCCGUCGCAGAUGAGGGCGGCCAAGUUACUGGCAUUAUUCCAUAUGCCAUCCAUGCCGCAGGCGGCGAAAAAGAUAAGGGCAAUGGUAUUGCAAAGACUGAAUCUGUUGCUGAAGUCCUCGAUGAGGACCGGCGAGUACAUAUAGAGACGAUUAUUGUCGAUUCGAUGCAUGAGCGCAAGAUCGAGAUGGCGAAGCGUGUUGGUGCUUUUGUGGGGUUGCCAGGAGGAUACGGCACUUUUGAAGAGAUUCUUGAAGUUAUAACUUGGAACCAACUCAACAUUCACAACAAACCCGUAAUAUUACUCAAUGUUCUGUCCUACUACAACCCCCUUCGUGAACUUAUCCGGAAUGGUGUGCGGGAGGGGUUUAUCCAGCCGCACAACGAGAAGCUAUGUGUUUUCGUCGACGGACCUACGGACCAUAAAGAUCAUGAAUCUUUCAACUGGGGGCAGGCCGCGCUGGAUGCAAUUGCUGCAUGGCAACACGACCAAGUACGGACAUUGCCCUUCCACUGGACGAAGGACAUCGACUCCAGUGCAAUGCCCAAUGGCAAAGCUAACAUCAAAGAUAUGGACGGAAUUUUCGGUGGAUUACUCAGCCUACGAAGUGUCAACGCGUGGUUGAAGAGGGUCUGGCAUGCUCACUCCCGUUCAUGUUGAUCAUGGCGUAGGUUGGCAGACUUGCACGUAUUCGUUAUCAUAUUUACCGCCGUUAAUGCCCAGGACUCUAGCAUACAUUCUUUACAUAGAAUUUCACUUGUACAAGUAGUUCCGAGUCGCGGCGUCUGUGAUUGCUUGCCGAGGUUUUUCUUGCUCGAUUCAGUAUGACUACGUCGGUUAUUAAUUACUCGUGCCCGAUAGGUCAUUUCACAGCCAAGUCCAGUACUGCCAGUCCGCGAUUGGUAUACCACUGACUAAACAGACAGACAAGUUAUUUAAUGAUACAUACAACGCAAUUGCCAAAAGUUAGUUAUGUAGUUGCCUGAGAAUGUUAACCUGAUCGUUUUUGCACUCAA
Messenger RNA from Suillus subalutaceus, 1527 nucleotides. RefSeq lists its product as uncharacterized. The record is from RefSeq and is a predicted model, not a curated record. Gene Ontology annotation, molecular function: hydrolase activity, hydrolyzing N-glycosyl compounds. The transcript has 7 exons. Gene Ontology annotation, cellular component: cytosol. Lineage: Eukaryota; Fungi; Basidiomycota; Agaricomycetes; Boletales; Suillaceae. The coding region runs from base 341 to 1171 and encodes 276 amino acids. Gene Ontology annotation, biological process: cytokinin biosynthetic process.